Orycteropus afer afer is the source of this 1226-nucleotide messenger RNA. RefSeq names its product beta-1,4-galactosyltransferase 5 (gene B4GALT5). NCBI's taxonomy places the organism in Eukaryota, Metazoa, Chordata, Mammalia, Tubulidentata, Orycteropodidae. The record is from RefSeq and is a predicted model, not a curated record. Gene Ontology annotation, molecular function: UDP-galactose:glucosylceramide beta-1,4-galactosyltransferase activity. Gene Ontology annotation, biological process: carbohydrate metabolic process; glycoprotein biosynthetic process.
GCCCUCAGGCGGCUGCCCAGCUGCAGCAUGAGCGCCCGCCGGGGGCUGCGGCUGCCGCGCCGCUCGCUGCUGGCUGCGCUCUUCUUCUUCUCGUUUUCGUCCUCGCUGCUGUACUUCGUCUAUGUAGCGCCUGGCAUAGUGAACACCUACCUCUUCAUGAUGCAAGCUCAAGGCAUUCUGAUCCGGGACAACAUGAGAACAAUCGGCGCCCAGGUGUAUGAGCAGGUGGUUCGCAGCGCUUACGCCAAGAGGAAUAGCAGUGUAAAUGACUCAGAUUAUCCUCUUGACUUGAAUCACAGUGAAACCUUCCUACAGACCACAACUUUCCUUCCCGAAGACUUCACCUAUUUUGCAAACCAUACCUGCCCUGAAAGGCUCCCUUCUAUGAAGGGCCCAAUAGACAUAAACAUGAGUGAAAUUGGAAUGGAUGACAUUCAUGAAAUCUUCUCCAAAGAUCCAGCCAUUAAGCUCGGAGGUCACUGGAAGCCCUCUGACUGCCUGCCUCGAUGGAAGGUGGCUAUCCUCAUCCCCUUCCGGAACCGCCAUGAGCACCUCCCAGUCCUGCUCAGACACCUGGUUCCUAUGCUUCAGCGCCAGCGCCUGCGGUUUGCAUUCUAUGUGAUCGAGCAAGUUGGCACUCAGCCCUUUAACCGAGCCAUGCUCUUCAACGUUGGUUUUCAAGAAGCAAUGAAGGACUUGGAUUGGGACUGUCUGAUUUUUCAUGAUGUGGAUCAUAUACCAGAAAGUGAUCGCAACUAUUAUGGAUGUGGACAGAUGCCAAGGCACUUUGCAACCAAACUGGAUAAGUAUAUGUAUCUGCUUCCUUAUACUGAGUUCUUUGGUGGAGUGAGCGGCUUAACGGUGGAACAGUUUCGGAAAAUCAAUGGCUUCCCUAAUGCUUUCUGGGGCUGGGGUGGAGAAGAUGAUGACCUCUGGAACAGAGUACAGAAUGCAGGCUAUUCUGUGAGCCGGCCAGAGGGCGACACAGGGAAGUACAAGUCCAUUCCUCAUCACCAUCGAGGAGAAGUCCAGUUUCUUGGGAGGUAUGCGCUGCUGAGGAAGUCAAAGGAACGGCAGGGGCUGGACGGUCUCAACAACUUGAACUACUUUGCAAACGUCACAUACGACGCCUUGUAUAAAAACAUAACUGUCAACUUGACACCUGAGCUGGCUCUGGUGACCGAGUACUGAGUCAAGGAGGGGAACAGACAUUCGCUUUACUCACC